This is a messenger RNA of Asterias rubens (European starfish), 3977 nucleotides long. Its product is annotated as small G protein signaling modulator 3 homolog. Lineage: Eukaryota; Metazoa; Echinodermata; Asteroidea; Forcipulatida; Asteriidae. Gene Ontology annotation, molecular function: protein binding. The transcript has 22 exons. The coding region runs from base 85 to 2544 and encodes 819 amino acids. The record is from RefSeq and is a predicted model, not a curated record.
UGGCGAUAAGACAGCAAAACAGGUUGCUCCGCCGUCCUACCCUUCUUAUCCGUGUUUACCGUCUGAUUUUACGGGCAAAAGGUGAUGGACAUAAGGUCUAUGUUCGGGGGCCGUUCGACCGAAGGCUACACGGGUGGCCAUGUGCACGCUGAAACUUUGUCCGAAGACGAUGAUGAUGAGAUGUGUUCCCGCCUGAUUCGACAGAGGAGGGGCUCUGGGGGUUUCACACCGUCCCCCGGGGGCCCGUUCUCUGCUCUCUGCCCCUCCAUGUGGCCCCAAGACAUACUGGCUAAUCUUGCGCAGACUGAGGACUCUGGGGCUCAGAUGGACUACAGAUAUGAUGAGUUUGGUUUCAGGAUCGAUGAAGAAGAUGGUGCAGAGGCAGACUCCAGCAAGCUUCUUAGUCAGCCGUUUCUUGAAGACACCCAGCAUCGCCUGAAAUGGACCGCCUACUUUGAGUUUGCUCACAACCAAGAUGUUGGCAAUCUAACCUGGGAUAAGCUUGAAAGCCGACUUCCCCACACAGAGAAACUUCGCCACCUUGUUCGGGAAGGAAUUCCCCACAGUCUACGCCCAAACAUUUGGAUGAGACUAUCUGGGGCUCAACAGAAGAAAGAAAACAGCGAGACAACGUACAAGGAGAUAAUUAAAACCAGUGCCAAUGAUCACUCUCUGACUGCCAAACAGAUUGAAAAGGAUCUUCUGAGGACGAUGCCCAGCAAUGCUUGUUUCUCAACGAGUAAAAGCACAGGUGUGUCUCGUUUGAGACGUGUUCUGAGAGGGAUUGCCUGGCUGUAUCCUGACAUCGGUUACUGCCAAGGAACAGGAAUGAUUGCAUCGUCUCUGAUGUUGUUCAUGGAGGAGGAAGAUGCCUUCUGGAUGAUGUGUACCAUCAUAGAGGAGCUAGUCCCAGCCUCUUACUACUCCAGCACCCUCUUAGGAGUGCAGGCUGACCAGCGGGUCCUUCGUCAGCUGAUGGUCAGCUUCCUACCAGAAUUGGAUCAACAGCUGAAAAGCCAUGACAUAGAGCUGUCCUUGAUCACCCUUCACUGGUUCCUGACAGUCUUCUCCAGUGUAGUCCACGUCAGAGUCUUACUAAGAAUCUGGGAUCUGUUUUUCUACGAGGGCUCCGUCGUUCUCUUCCAAGUCACCCUUGCCAUGUUCAAACUUAAAGAGGAAGAAUUGUUGAAGCUAGAGAAUUCUGCUCAGAUCUUCAACGCACUGUCUGAUCUUCCUGGCGGAAUAGAUGAAGUGGACAAGCUUAUUGAGCAGCAAACAGAAGCUGUAUCAGUUGCCUUACCGUGGUGUACACACACAUUUUGUCUUCUGUGCGGGGUCGGGAUGAAACAUUCGGCAUCUUUAACUGACAUCAUUGUCGACACCCACCGACGUAAGCACUUGGCUUACCUAAUGGCCGAGCAGGGGGCCAUUGUUAAUCCAGAAAAUACAGGAAAUCUACCAAAGCAGCAUAUUCACAAAAGACAGCUUCACAGGAAAAAGUCAUUCAUGGGAAGCCUAUUUGGGCUGAAUGAGAGUGAUGAUCUGAAAGCCAAGAAUAUUCGACAGACGGAGCUGGUCUCUGAUCUCAGAGAGUCCAUCCUGCAGAUCGGACGACACUUCCAAUCCAUUGAUCCAAAGAAUGCUAAAAUACCUCUGAUUCCUGAUUACUCCUUGGAGAGCCACCAGAAGGACCAUGAACAGUUCGUUGAUGUGACAAGAAACAGAAGGAGGAGGGCCAAAGCGCUGCUGGACUUUGAGAGACACGACGACGAUGAACUUGGCUUCCGCAAAAAUGACAUCAUCACUAUCAUUUCACAGAAGGAUGAACAUUGCUGGGUGGGUGAGCUCAAUGGACUCAGAGGUUGGUUUCCAGCUAAGUUUGUUGAGCUUUUAGACGAGAGAAGCAAACAGUACACAAGUGCUGGAGAUGACACAGUUACAGAAACCAUCACAGAUUUAGUCAGGGGAACGCUGUGUCCGACAUUAAAGGGUAUAUUUGAGCAUGGUUUGAAGCAGCCUUCCAUCCUGGGAGGGCCAUGUCAUCCCUGGCUGUUUCUUGAAGAGGCAAGCUGCAAAGAAGUAGAGAAGGAUUUUGAGUCUGUCUACUCAAGAUUGGUCCUGUGCAAGACCUACAGACUGGAUGAAGAUGGCAAAGUAUUAACCCCUGAGGAACUCCUGUAUAGAUCCGUCCAAUCGGUCAAUCUGACCCACGACACUGCUCAUGCCCAGAUGGACGUCAAGCUACGCUCUCUCAUCUGCCAGGGUUUGAAUGAGCAAGUGCUUCACCUUUGGCUGGAGUGUCUGUGUUCCUGCGAGGGCAUCAUUGAGAAGUGGUAUCACCCUUGGUCCUUCCUGCGCAGCCCCGGCUGGGUACAGAUCAAGUGCGAGCUCCGUGUCCUGUCUAGAUUUGCUUUCAACCUGUCCCAGGAUUGGGAGAUUCCGAUUGCCAAGGCCAGUAAACCACGAAUUGGGAGACCUACCACCUUGAAAGAUAGCGUCCAAGACAUGCUCAUCAAGCACCACCUCUUCAGCUGGGACCUCUGACGACUUACAACCGCGAGUCUGUAGUCAAUCCUACAGCAGUGAACCAUGCUGCAGUAAACCCUACAGCAGUAAACCCUGCUGUAGUAAACCCUACAGCUGUAAACCCUACAGCUGUAAACCCUGCUGUAGUAAACCCUGCUGCAGUAAACCCUACAGCUGUAAACCCUACAGCAGUAAACCCUGCUGCAGUAGACCCUGCUACAGUGAACCCUGCUAUAGUAAACCCUACAGUAGUGAAGUAAACCCUACAGUAGUGAACCCUGUUGUAGUAAACCUGCAGCAGUGAACCCUGCUGUAGUUAGCCAUACAUGUACAACAGUAAACCCUGCUGCAGGUAACCCUACAGCAGUAAACCCUGCUGCAGUAAACCCUGCUGCAGUAGACCCUGCUACAGUGAACCCUGCUAUAGUAAACCCUACAGUAGUGAAGUAAACCCUACAGUAGUGAACCCUGUUGUAGUAAACCUGCAGCAGUGAACCCUGCUGUAGUUAGCCAUACAUGUACAACAGUAAACCCUGCUGCAGUAAACCCUACAACAGUAAACCCUGCUGCAGUAAACCCUACAACAGUAAACCCUGCUGCAGUAAACCCUACAACAGUAAACCCUGCUGCGGUAAACCCUACAGCAGUAAACCCUACAGCAGUAAACCCUGCUGCGGUAAACCCUACACCAGUAAACCCUGCUGUAGUAAACCCUACUAUGAGGUCAACAAUCCACAAGGUCAUUGAAGUGAGGCAUUGUUUCGUCUGCAUGAAUUUAUAAAUAAUUGUAUCAUAUUUGAGCGUUCAUUUAAUGUUGGACUUGAACAAGCUUCCAGUUUUCCUUUUGAGCAAAUCUCUCACUGCCUUUGAGUUUGAACCUGGAGGAAUAUGACCCUUGAGAUUUGGAAUGGUUUGUGUUCAUGAACAAAUAGCAGUGCAUUCUGAGCAAUAUGACUGCCCCUUAUUGUAGUGUUUAACUAAGGAAUUAUUGCAAGGGGAUAAUUUUUUCAAAGGCCAUGAUACAAGCAACUUGGAGGCAACCAACUGCACUGCAUGCACAAGGAGCACUUCGGCAGAUACAUUCUUGAUACAUUCUUGAUAGCUGUAACUCAGUAUCACCAGGAAAACAAUAUGAAAACUGAAAUGUGAAAUGAAUUUUUAAAGUAGGAUUUGAAACUCUGAUGGUGGAAGUAAAAACUAAGAGAGGUUUGCGGUAACACCAUGUGAAAUAGUAUUAGAACAUGUGGUUAAAUUGAAUGAAUUUUCUUCUUAGUGAUUGCCUGGAACUGGCUGCCUGCAAACUGCCCCAUGUAAACUGGUCUUUACUCAGAAACCAAUGCUGUACUUUGGUUAUCAGUUAAAACAGUUGGUUCUGGCCAUAGAGUUAUAUAUAAGAACUAGAGGGCGCACUGGCCUUGACGCGGCCCCGGCAUGCGCGCAUGGGGCCAUUU